Messenger RNA from Angiostrongylus costaricensis, 3939 nucleotides. Lineage: Eukaryota; Metazoa; Nematoda; Chromadorea; Rhabditida; Metastrongylidae. The record is from the annotation of a GenBank genome assembly.
AUGUCUAAAUAUCGUGAAUAUAACACGCUAAUCUUCUACGUGAACGGUCACCGUAUCAAAGAGGAUCGUGUCGACCCGAAGACCACGUUGGCCACUUACUUGCGUGACCACUUACAUUUAACGGGGACGAAAAUUGGCUGCAAUGAAGGAGGAUGUGGGGCGUGUACCGUAAUGAUCAGUGAGAUCAAUAUCUCCAACAAUAAAAUAAGGCACUACUCGGCCAAUGCCUGCCUGCUGCCAAUAUGCGCUGUUUUCGGAAAAGCGGUCACCACGGUCGAGGGGAUUGGCUCAGUUGUCAACAAGAAGCUGCAUCCAAUACAAGAACGAUUGGCAGCUCAUGGCUCACAAUGCGGUUUCUGUACACCUGGUUUUGUGAUGGCAAUGUAUGCAUUGCUGAGAAAUAAUCCCAUUCCUACAGAAGCCGAUAUCAACGAAGCAUUACAAGGAAAUCUAUGUCGAUGUACGGGUUAUCGACCUAUUCUCGAAGCGUUUUACAGUUUUGCCGUAAAAGAUGAUGCGAUCGUCAACGGCAAUGGUUGUGAGAUGGGCGACAACUGUUGCAAGGUAACAAAAAACGGACACUGUAGUGAUAAGAAAAUUAAACUCGUCGACCUUUCACACGUGGCAUCCUACGAUCCCUCUCAAGAGAUAAUCUUUCCGCCCGAAAUUCAAUAUACAAUCUGUUUUAGUGCUCUACUUAAAUUGAAACGACUUCAUCCCUACGCACGUUUCAUAUCUGGAAAUUCGGAAUUGGCAGUCGAAUUAAAGUUUCGUUUCAUCGAGCUGAAAAUCGUUAUCAAUCCUCGUCAGGUAAGCUCUGUGGCCGAUCUACACGAGGUGCGACAAGAAAGCACUGGUGUUUAUAUGGGAGCUGGCCUCAGUCUUACGGAAGUCGACAACUGGCUUCUACACUAUAUGAAGAACUUACCUGUGGAGCAAUGUGGCGUCUUCAGAGCUGUGCAUAAAAUUAUGCAUUGGUUUGCAGGCAAACAUGUGAGAAAUGUGGCGUCGAUAGCCGGAAACCUCGUCACCGCGUCUCCCAUCUCCGACUUGAAUCCCAUAUGGAUGGCUUCGAGAGCAAAGGUUAUUCUGGAGUCCGAAGAACGUGGUGUUCGUCAUCUGGUGAUUGACGAGCACUUCUUUCUGUCCUACAGAAAGUCGGCUAUCGAAACAGAUGAGGUGGUAAAAGCGAUACUCAUUCCAUUUACCAAAGAGAACCAGUUCUUCAAAGUCUACAAACAAGCGCAACGCCGUGAAGAUGACAUCGCUAUCGUCACCGGCGCUUUUAACGCUGUCAUUGAUCCGAAGACACUUGUUCUUCAAGAAAUGCGAAUCGCUUUCGGUGGAAUGGGUCCAACAACGAAACUCGCUUCGAACACUAUGCAACAACUGCAAGGAAAAUGGGACCAGUCGUUGCUUGACGAAGGUCUCGAACUGCUUACCAAUGAGUUUUCUCUUCCACCUGGCGUUCCUGGCGGAAUGGCACGCUAUCGGCAGGCACUCACACUCAGUCUUUUCUUGAAGUUCUUUCUAGACGUGAUCGAAGAAAUUAGCGAUCGGUGCGAAUUUACUUCUAUCGGACAAGCCAUUCCAGAAGGAAUCCAAUCGACACAAGUUUAUCAGCAAGUUCCAGUCGAUCAGCCUCCACAUGAUCCUGUGGGUCGGGCAAUUCCACACGUUUCCGGGGUGAAGCAUGUUACCGGAGAGGCGGUUUAUUGCGGUGAUAUGCAACUAGCAAAUUGUCUGCACAUGGCGUUUGUUAUGUCCCCGAUUGCUUCGGGUACUCUUGAAAUCGUGGACCCUUCGGAUGCGCUUGAAAUGGAUGGUGUCGUCGACUUCAUUGGAGCCAGUGAUGUGCCUGAAGGCGCCAAAAUCGGCCACAUGAACGAUACACCAAUUUUUGUGAAAGACAAGAUAACCUAUCAUGGCCAACCUAUCGGUGCGAUUAUUGCUGUUGAUCACGAAACUGCUCGUCGUGCUGCAAGUGCCGUCAAGUUGAAAUUCAACAGAGAAAAGGCCAUCAUUUCCAUUGAGGAUGCAAUCGAAUCGGACUCCUACCUUGGACGGCCACUUGCUAUUCAUUCUUCAUUACUUGAAAACGAUUUUGUUGCGCAACACGAUUGGAGUGGAUACGAUCAUGUGGUUGAAGGAGAAAUAAGGACGGGAGGACAAGAACACUUCUAUCUCGAAACAAGCAACUGUAUUGUUAUUCCCCAUGAGGACGAUGAAAUGGAAAUUAUCAUAAGUACCCAAGGAAUAACCGGUGUACAGAUGGAAACCGCGAAAUGUAUUGGCGUGCCUGCGCACAAGAUCGUUGUGAGAGUGAAACGAAUCGGUGGUGGAUUUGGAGGCAAAGAGACCGCUAGUACCUUAAUUUCAGUUCCGGCGGCGAUCGCAGCCAGAAGGUACGUUAUAUUUCUGAAGUCGUUCCGAUACGAUGACAUGGCAAUCACUGGAACAAGGCAUCCGUUUAGAUUUAACUAUAAGGUAGCCGUUGAUAAAUCGGGAAAACUUCGUGACUUCUGUGUGAUCGCCUACAACAACUGCGGUCAUACAUUGGACUUAUCGCAAGGAGUUUUAGAACGGGCCAUGGUGCACAUCGACAACUGUUACAAGUUCCCAAAUGCUGACAUUCACGGGCGAAUGUGUAAGACAAAUUUGUCGUCAAACACCGCUUUCAGAGGUUUCGGUGGUCCACAAGCAAUGUUCUGCACCGAAACACUUAUGAAACACGUGUCUGAGGAGUUGAAUCUGGACCACGAUGAGGUUGUUAUGAAUUUGUAUGCGGAGGGUGAUUGUACACCGUUUGGAAUGCACCUAAGGCAGUGUAAUAUUCGAAGAACUUGGAAUGAAUGCAAGGAGUCGAGCAGCUAUGAACAGCGACUCGAUCUCGUUAGACAAUUUAACAAAGCGAAUAAGUACAGAAAACGCGGAAUUUAUUUGAUGCCUACGAAAUUCGGUGUCGGUUUCGGGUUGAAACACAUGAAUCAGGCUGGGGCUCUUGUAAUGGUUUAUUUGGAUGGAUCAGUGCUUAUUUCUCAUGGUGGUAUGGAGAUGGGCCAAGGACUACAUACUAAGAUUCUUCAGAUCGCUGCACGUGUUUUGGAUAUUCCCAUCGAAAAAGUGCACAUAAACGAGACGGCUACGGAUAAAGUCCCUAAUACUUCACCUACGGCCGCUUCUGCGAGUAGCGAAAUGAAUGGCCUCGCAGUCCAGGACGCGUGUAACAAAUUGCUAAAGCGUCUCGAACCUUUCAAAAAGUCAAAUCCGUCCGGUAAAUGGGAGGAUUGGGUACAGCAGGCCUACGCGGAACGCUCUUCACUAUCUGCUACUGGAUAUGGAAUAAUUCAUUGCGAGAACGUAGAUUUCUUCAAUGGAAAAGGUGCUGAGUUGUUCGGCUAUUGUGUUUAUGGUACUGCGUGUUGUGAAGUGGAAGUCGAUUGCUUGACUGGUGAUCAUCACCUUUUACGCACCGAUAUUGUGAUGGACAUCGGAGAUUCCCUGAAUCCUGCCGUGGACAUUGGUCAAAUCGAAGGAGCGUUCAUUCAGGGCUACGGAUUAUUUACCAUGGAAGAGAUUAAAAUCCGUCCGGACGGAAUACGACUCACUCGAGGUCCAGGUGCUUAUAAAAUUCCAUCUGCAGACGAUGCUCCACGUGUUUUUAAUGUACGCCUUCUCAAAGGAUCAAGUAAUCGCAUGGCAAUUUUUUCAUCUAAGGCGGUCGGUGAGCCACCGCUAUUUCUUGGUGCCUGUGCAUUUUUUGCUAUUCGAGAGGCUGUGCGAUCAUUUCGCCUCGACCAUGGUCUCAACGGUUAUUUUCGUUUUGACGCACCGGCCACUCCAGAACGCAUUCGUAUGGCUUGUGAGGAUGAGAUUCUGAAAAAAGUACCGAAAUUGCCAGAAAAGGGCACAUACACUCCAUGGACGGUCAUACUUUAA